Molecule: messenger RNA, 4005 nt
Organism: Tripterygium wilfordii
Lineage: Eukaryota; Viridiplantae; Streptophyta; Magnoliopsida; Celastrales; Celastraceae
Product: leucine-rich repeat receptor-like protein kinase TDR
Exons: 2
Coding region: 913-3777 (954 amino acids)
Biological process (GO): protein phosphorylation
Molecular function (GO): protein binding; ATP binding; protein kinase activity
Source: RefSeq, a predicted model, not a curated record
UAAAUAAUUUGCUGUACCAUGAGAGUUUCUUGCUAUUAGGGUUAUAUAUGGCAAACAUAAUAUGUCUUUUCAUGUGAAUAUAAAUCGAAUGAUCACCUAUUACCAGCAAUUGCACUAGCUUAACCUACUAAAAUGAUGAUGCUCUUUGAACACUUAACAAACUUCAAUUGCCAAGCAUUUUUAUCACCAAAAUACCAUCACCUUCAGAAGUGGUUUUCAUAGUUGUUAGAUGUUAACAUUUUUCACAGAAAUUCAGAUGAUUUUAAACAGUGUUUGGACCUACAAAUGCACCAAUUGUAUUCCAAGGCCCAAAAGAAUAAUUAGCACAAAUUAACAUCAUUAAAGGAGCUGUCAUGUUCAUUGCCUAAUUAGUGUGCCUUUGCUAUAUUCUCCUACUCCUCUAUAAAUAUAAUGAUUAUGAUUCUUUGUAAUCUGUAAUUUGAUUAAACCUACCAUCCAAAACUGGCCGAUGCAUGCAAGAAACUCUCCUAAUUACUUCAAUACUAUAACAAAGAUAGUGAUGAUUUGAAUUCAUGUCCCACACUAUUUAAAUAACAUUUAAAAAAAAAGACACUAUACUUACUAAUUGGAUUCUCUAUUUCUCUCUCUAGUGAAAGAAAGAAAAAAGGUGACUUCCUAUAUUAAAGUUAUAUUCCUAAUGGCCAACAGGCCCAACACCAUCCAAAUUAUCUAUGACCCAGAGGGGUCCAUUCUUGCCCACAAAAGCAGCCCAAUAAUAUUCCCAUAUAUCAACUAAUCCCAUACGUCACUCCCCGCUUUAAUGCAUGUCCUUUCUCUAUUCCCCAUGCACCUCUCCUAGUCUUACCCAACAAAAAUAAAAAUAUAAACUGACACCAUUUUCUUUUACCUGGGUCUCCAAAAUUUGUCCUUCCUUCUCCACUGCGAGUUCCAAUGGAGAUUUUCCAUUUCUUGUACCCCAUCAUUCUCGUAGUUAUGGUGUUAACUGCAGAGGUUUUGGCAGCUGAUCCUUACUCGGAGGCACUUUUAAGCUUAAAAUCUGAGCUUGUUGAUGACGAUAACAGUUUGGGUGAUUGGUCUGUCCCUAACGGAGGUAACCCAUCUGGGAGAGUUUAUGCAUGUUCUUGGUCUGGUGUCAAAUGUAACAAGAACUCAACUAUUGUCAUUGGCUUGGACCUUUCUGUGAAGAAUCUUGGUGGUUUUUUGUCUGGGAAGCAGUUUAGUGUCUUCACAGAGCUGGUUGAUCUCAACCUCAGCCAGAAUUCAAUUUCUGGGCGGCUUCCAGCAGGAAUCUUCAAUCUUACCAAUCUGAGAAGCUUGGAUAUCAGCAAAAACAAUUUUUCUGGCGAUUUUCCAAGUGGGAUCUUCAGUCUGCAAAAUCUGGUUGUGUUUGAUGCCUUCAGCAACAGCUUUUCAGGGUCAUUGCCCGUCGAGGUCUCCCAGCUUGAACAUCUCAAGGUACUAAAUCUAGCUGGGAGCUACAUCGCUGGUUCAAUUCCACCAGAAUAUGGGACUUUCAAGAGCCUUGAGUUUCUUCACCUUGCAGGUAACUUUCUCGGUGGUAACUUACCCCCAGAACUGGGGAAGCUAAAGACAGUGACCCACAUGGAGAUUGGCUACAACUCUUACCAAGGAAGUAUCCCUUGGCAGUUCGGUAACAUGAGUGAGCUUCAGUACCUUGACAUAGCUGGUGCAAACCUUUCUGGCUCAAUACCAAAGCAACUCUCCAAUCUCACUCAGCUUCAGUCACUGUUUCUCUUUAGGAACCAGCUUACUGGAUUGAUACCAUGGGAGUUUAGCACUAUCUUGCCUCUCACAGAUUUGGACCUCUCCGAUAACCAGAUUUCUGGACCAAUCCCAGAAAGCUUUGCCAAGUUGAAGAGUCUGAGACUGCUCAGUCUCAUGUGCAACAGUAUGAAUGGCACUGUCCCUGGAGGCAUUGCUCAACUUCCAUCACUUGAAACUCUUCUUUUAUGGAGCAACUUCUUCUCUGGAUCACUUCCAGAAACUCUGGGCAGGAACUCAAAGCUGGAAUUGGUGGAUGUUUCUACAAACAAUUUUGCUGGCAACAUUCCACCAGACAUCUGUGAUGGAGGUGUGCUAUCCAAGUUGAUUCUGUUCUCAAAUAACUUCACUGGCAGUCUUUCACCAUCCCUCUCCAAUUGUUCUUCACUUGUGCGUCUUCGAGCUGAAGAUAAUUCUUUCUCAGGUGAGAUCCCAAUCAGUUUUAGCCGUCUUCCAGAUAUUACUUACAUAGACCUGUCUAGGAACAAGUUUACAGGUGGAAUACCCACAGACAUACAUCAAGCUUCAAAGCUUCAGUACUUCAAUAUCUCAAAUAAUCCAGGGCUUGGAGGUAUGAUACCAUCAGAAACUUGGUCUUUGCCACUUCUUCAGAACUUCUCUGCAUCAUCUUGUAAUAUCUCGGGCAAUAUUCCUUCUUUCCAAUUGUGCAAAUCCCUUGCUUUCAUUGAAGUCCACACGAACAAUCUGUCAGGAACUAUCCCAACAACUGUCUCCAAUUGCCAGUCUCUUGAGAAUAUGGAUUUGGCUAACAAUAAAAUAACUGGUCAUAUACCUGACGAGCUUGCAAGUCUUCCUGAACUAGGUGUUCUUGACCUGUCAUGUAACAAUUUGAGUGGCCAAAUACCUGCAAAGCUGGGUGAUUCUUCAAGCCUUUUACUACUAAACGUGUCUUUCAAUGAUAUUUCUGGUUCCAUUCCCUCAGAAAAGGUAUUUCGAUCAAUGGGUAGUAGUGCAUACGUUGGUAAUCCAAAGCUGUGUGGAGAACCCCUGCAGCCAUGUUCUGCUUCAAUGGCAAUGCUGGGAAGCAAAGGCAUAGGGAAGCUUAUAUUGGUUCUGCUACUUUGUGCUGUUGUGGUUGGAUUCGUUGUAGCAUCAAUUUUGGGAAUACGUUAUUUCAGGAGAGGAAAUAUAGGCCAAUGGAAUAUGGUAUCGUUCAACGGGCUCCCCCGAUUCACUGCAAAUGAUGUUUUGAGGAGCUUUAGUAGUACAAAAUCCAUGGAAGCCCUGCCUUCACCAUCUACUUCAGUCUGCAAAGCAGAACUUCCUACAGGAAUAACAGUUUCAGUGAAGAAGAUUGAAUGGGGAACUAAGAGAAUGAGAAUUGCCACAGAGCUCAUCACUCGAAUGGGCAAUGCAAGGCACAAGAAUUUGGUCAGAUUGCUUGGUUUCUGCUACAACAAGCAUCUUGGUUACCUCCUGUAUGAUUACUUGCCUUUGCCUAAUGGGAAUUUGGCAGAGAAGACUAGAAUGAGAAUGGACUGGCCAAUUAAGUACAAAAUAGUGAAUGGCAUUGCACGGGGACUUAGCUUCCUUCAUGAUGACUGUUAUCCUGCAAUUCCUCAUGGAGAUUUGAAGUCAAGCAAUAUAGUUUUUGAUGAAAAUAUGGAGCCACACCUAGCUGAAUUUGGUUUCAAAUACCUGAUCCAAUUGGCCAAAGGUCCAUCUCCAACAACAAACUCCGGAAGAGAAACAGGUGAAUUCAACAAUGAUUUGAAAAAGGAGUUGUACAUGGACAUUUUCAGCUUUGGAGAGGUCAUCCUUGAAAUCUUGACAAAUGGUAGGCUAACGAAUGCUGGAGAUAGCAUACAGAGCAAGCCAAGAGAGGUACUUCUGAGGGAAAUAGAAGAUGAUAAUGAAGCUAGUUCCACUGGCUCAAUGCAAGAGGAGAUAAAGUUAGUUCUUGAAAUUGCUUUGCUCUGCACCACAAGUAGGCCGUUGGAAAGGCCAUCCAUGGAAGACAUAUUGAAACUUUUAUCCCAACCAAAAUCAUAAGGAAACUAGCAAAGAUAUUGAAGCAGAAGAGCUGUAAUAUCAAAAACCAAAUUACCAAAUCAUAGCGUGAACAUAUACAGCAAGUAGCUAGCUUAUAAGAGUGGCUGUUUGUAUUUUAUUUGCCCAAUAGUUUGAUAUGUAUCGAUACCAGUACUACGGUUUGCUGUAAUAUAGCGUUUUUAUAAGUUUGUGCAUUCUUAAAGGAUCUUAUUCAUAUUGUUACUCUUA